This is a messenger RNA of Ceutorhynchus assimilis (cabbage seed weevil), 1083 nucleotides long. The record is from the annotation of a GenBank genome assembly. Lineage: Eukaryota; Metazoa; Arthropoda; Insecta; Coleoptera; Curculionidae.
AUGGCUUUAUUGUAUGGUGCAGAUAAUGAACUGAAACAACAAAUAGCGAUUGGUCGAAGAGCAAAUAUAGAUGGUUUAGCCGAGGAGCAAGUUAAUGCCGAAUCAAGACUUUGUUUAAACUGCCAUCGUUCAAUUUUGCGUGAAGUUCAGAAUAUUGAAAAUAAUCCUGCCAGUAUGAGACUAAAUGUUUUGAAACAAACUUCAAUGCAAACCUGCCUUAUUUGCAAUUCAAUGGAUAACGUUCACAGAUUAUCUCUAAAAUGUAGAGUGGAUGUUUUUAUUCGUCAGAAUAUCUUUAUUCCAACCGGUACUAGAAGCUGCAAUCAUCAUUUAGAUGAAGAUGGCCUACUUUUGUCAUUCCUGCUUCCUGCCCUGCAAUUUAUUAAUCACCCAUAUUUAGUUCCGGGACCGGAACUGGUGAUUUUUUUGCAAGAAAUUCGCUCAAUUGCAAGGGGCGUUAACAAAUGGCUAUGCUGUGAGAAAGACCUCAACGAAGAGGAAUUCAGGAGUGUUGUUGGUUUAAGUAAAGAACAUUUUACCGAUUUAUACACAUUUUGUCAUCCUGUUCGUACUGAAAAUCUAGCAGAAAGAGAGACAAAAAAACUAAAAAGUAUAUUUUGGUGUAAGCUUCUAACUUCAAGAUGUGAUGAAGAACUGCAGGAUGCAAUCGAAUACGAAAAAGUUAAAUAUCCCUUCACUGUUCCACAAAUGAUGAAAGAAGCUGCAGCUAAGAGAGAAGAAAAAGACAAAAUGGCAAUGCAAAGGCAACAAGACAUCGCUAAGAAAAUGGAGAAAUUGGAACAGUGGAAGGAGGAAUUGCAUAGUAAGAUUGAGAAGAAGGAAAGUGAAGCUAUGCAGGCAAAGAUGCGUAAAGAUAGGUUAAUAGAAGAAGUAAGAAGGCACUUUGGUUACACAGUGGAUCCAAAAGAUGAUCGUUUCAAAGAACUAUUAGAAAAGAAAGAAAAGGAACAGAAGAAAGCGAUGAAAGAGGCUAGAAAGAAAGCAAAGGAAGAAAAGAUGGUUAAAAUGUUGCUCAAUAAAAAAGACAAAGCUACACAGGCUGAAGCAAAGAGUGAAGAAUAG